UUUGCAUCGAGAUUCGCGCCCGAUUAAGAUAAUUUUUUUGACGACGUAUCAUUAAUAUUCUCGUGAGAUCGAAGAACUAAUAUGAUGACAUAAAUAAUAGAAGGCUAAAUCAUUGAUUGAUUGAUUAUGAUGGUAGAACAAGCAAGCAUAUAUUAAGGCAAGAGGAAGGAACAAGAAGGAAAAAAUAUAUAAUAAUAGAGAAUAUCCUCCAUAAUAAUAAUAAAUAUUAUAAACUCUCAAUAAAUAUUAAGCAUUUGCUAUAAUGUCGUUAAUAUGGUUAGUUAAGUUGGUAACAUAACACUUUUAUUAAGAUAACAUUAAUACCAUGUUAUCAUAACUAAUUUGAAGAAACUAGAUUUAGUUACUAGGAAAUUAUUUUAAAAUUAAUAUAUUAAAAUUAUAUUAUUUAUAUAUGUAAAUGAUUUUAAAUUAUCUAAACCAAAUUACAACCGUUUGAUCUUAUCUUACUCCUCUCGAUCUCUCGAUAUUCCCGCCCACGUUCCUCACAACUCCCGUCGCUAACUACCCACUCUCUCUCCCUCUCGCCUCGUUCGAAUUCACCCACACAGAGCCCCUCCCGCUCUCUUGUUCGCUAUUUGCCGCUCGCUCGAUCUUCACGCACGAAGAAUUCGAUAAUGAAAUCUCGAACUUCACCAUGAUGAACUCCUCAAAUCCUUCUUCUCCUCCUCCAGCGGAUCCUCCCGUUUCACAUCCUCCUCUUCCUCCUCCCAAUCAUCCCCAACGCUUUCCACCACCAAAACCACCCGCCGGAGCCACAAAGCGACGGGCCCCAAAAAAGCCCGAGUUCUCCGGCAUGCCGGAAGCCAUUCCGCCUUGCACUGAAUGCGGGAAGCUCUUCCCCUCAUGGAAAGCUCUGUUCGGUCACAUGCGAUGCCAUCCAGAGCGCCAGUGGCGAGGAAUUAUUCCGCCGCCGCAUUCUCCCCGGGCCCAGUUCACCGACGAGGAACACCAAGUCGCCUCCUCACUCGUUCUACUCGCCAACGGCCCACCUGCGGAAACCUCCUCCGGCGAACUCGGCGGUGCCGCCAUUAUCCAGCCAUUGUCUUCUUCCUUUGAUGACUCAAUCAAAAGUAAGAAAAGAAAGGGUUUUCGAGAUCAAUUUUCUCCUUCUUCCUCUUCUUCUUGUUUUUGUUCGGAAGACGAGUGCUUGCUGGAUUUAAACUUGCCGCCGCCAUUGGAGAGUGCUGAAGGUGGAAACAGUCCGGUUUUGGAGCUAAAGCUUGGAUUUGAUUAGAACAAUUUUGUUUUGAUAAUUGUAUACUAAAGUAUAUCGUGUUUUAGUGAUUUUUGUUGUUGUUGUUUUCGUUAAAUCCAUCUUUUUCUUGUAUUGCGAAGCAGGGGGAGAUUGUGCAGACUGGAUUUGUACACUUGUUAUAUACUAAAACAGACAUGUUGAACAUUUUUCUUCUUCUUCUUCUUCGAAGAAAGAUUUGUUUUUUGUGUGUAUAUUAUUGGUUUUGAUAAACUUUGUUAAA
This is a messenger RNA of Dendrobium catenatum, 1496 nucleotides long. RefSeq names its product zinc finger protein ZAT3-like. Bases 656 to 1255 code for a protein of 199 amino acids. Lineage: Eukaryota; Viridiplantae; Streptophyta; Magnoliopsida; Asparagales; Orchidaceae. The transcript has a single exon. The record is from RefSeq and is a predicted model, not a curated record.